Messenger RNA from Acanthopagrus latus (yellowfin seabream), 1772 nucleotides. It is a transcript of the gene anks4b, whose product is annotated as ankyrin repeat and sterile alpha motif domain containing 4B. Gene Ontology annotation, molecular function: protein binding. Bases 127 to 1419 code for a protein of 430 amino acids. Lineage: Eukaryota; Metazoa; Chordata; Actinopteri; Spariformes; Sparidae. The record is from RefSeq and is a predicted model, not a curated record. The transcript is spliced from 2 exons.
GACGCCCAGAGAUCACAUUGUUUGCUCUGGUGUGCAGUCGUGUCAGUAGUUUGUGCAUCCGCCGGGAGUCCUGGGGGGGAAAAAAACGAAGGAAAGUGAGAGAUUUGUUUUCUGUUCAUUUGAGAGAUGUCUCGGUACCACAAGGCAGCGACUGAUGGAUACUUGGACCUCCUGAAGGAGGCCACGAGGAAGGACCUCAACACUGCGGAUGAGGACGGCAUGACUCCCACCUUACUGGCUGCUUUCCAUGGACAUGUCGAUGCUCUUCAGCUCAUAUGCAGCAGAGAAGGAGACCCUAACAGGAGUGACAUCUGGGGGAACACACCCCUGCAUCACGCUGCAGCCAACGGCCACAUGCACAUCCUCAGCUUCCUGGUCAACUUUGGCGCCAACCUUUUUGCAAUGGACAAUGAAUUCCACACAGCUAUGGACGUUGCCGCCUCUCGCGACCGCAUGGACUGUGUGCGCUUCCUGGACGCUGCUGCCUCGCAGCAGACCAACCAAAAUCCCAAGAAGGUCGCCAACCUAAAGAAGGAGGCCAUCAAAGAAGCCGAGAAACGCGUGAAACUCUGCGAGAAGGUGAAGAAGAGGCACCAGAACAAAAUGGAUAAAUUGCAGCGUGGAGCGAGCAUGACUGGGUCGGUUUCCGAGGCCAGCGUGUCAUCAGCUUUCUCAAACGGUGGUACCAUGAGCAGCGUCAAUGAGCAGUUCUCCAAGCUUAUUGCUGCCGAUAAAUCUGGCUCUCUUACGGCCAGGGUUAAAGGCACACUCCAGAAGAAGCUCGGGAAGAAAGAUAAAGGCACGCUGCAGAAAUCAGGAGGGGAUGGGAAUGUGAUUUUCCGUAGACAGGACAACGGAGUGUCUGAGAAGCCAGAGUUUCUGGAUGUCUUCAGUGAGCAGGAUGAAGGCAUGUCCGAUGAAGAAAGAAUGGGAGGCUACGAAGAUGAAGACGACGAUGAACAACCAGGCCAAGUCAAACAAUCCAUCUUCAACCGGCCCGGCCUCGGAGGUCUGAUCUUCAUGAAGAAGAUGGGGCUGGAGUCAGACGACAUCCCUAGUGGGAACAUCGAAAGUCUCGGCUUCCUCGUUCAGAACGAGCUGUUCGAGGAAGACGCCGCAGGCUUCGACGGGAGCGGCGACACUGACCUGCCCUGGGAACAGGAAGACCUGGGACUGGAUGAUGAUGAAAAUGAGGAAACCUCUCCUUUAGACACGUUCUUGUCCUCCAUCUCCCUGCCAGAGUUCACCCUUGCAUUCAGCAGGGAGCACCUGGACCUGGAGGCACUAAUGCUUUGCUCGGAUGAAGACCUGAAAGGCAUUCGCAUCCAGCUGGGACCCAGGAAGAAGAUCUUGGAGGCUGUUGCUCGCAGGAAGAACGCACUGGAGAAGCCUGGCGUCAUGAAGGACAGCUGCUUGUGAUCAGAAAAUAUGAACAGCAAUUUAUCAUCCUGUUUGAAACCUGAAAUGAGUCUGUAUCUCCAUGAUUCAGCAAUGACAGUUUCCACCAGCUCUGUUUAUACAUUGUAAUCUAUAGUAUACCAAAUCACAGCAAGGCCGGGGAGUCAGGAAGCACAAUAUCAACAUCUUUCUUGGACAGACAUGUGGCCAGUGAAAUGAUCUCCAAUCGAGAUGUCUUGGGACAAAAUUGGUGACUUUCUUUCCGGUAAUGAGUUAACAAAGUCAGUGGCUGAUUUGGUUGUGCUCAUGUUUGUUAUGAUCAUUUUGACUGUUGACAACAUUAUUGUCAAAUAAAUCAAUCGUGUGAAAAAUGA